CUCAGCAAAAAAGCAAGAUCCCUUCUGGAUCGUCGCAGCUCCACAUUUUCUUCUUUGGACCUGAAUCUUCAUCGAUCUUUUGCCAGAACAACCUUCAUCCUUCUCAGACUACUUUUGAAGCAAACAAAUAGCAAUGGCAGGGGAAAGCACGACACUUCUCAACGGGAAAACCAAGGAGAAAACCGAGAUCCAAACGACAUUUGGGGACAAUUCGGACUCUUUUGUGAACUUGAAGUCCCAAAAUAAUGGACACAGGUUGUUCAUUGGGUUUUUGGCGUGCAUGAUAGUAGGGCUGGUUGCCCUAAGUGUUGCCGUUAUCUAUGAUGUCAUGCCCAGCAGAGGUAGCAGCAGCAGCAGCGCCAGGAAAAUUAUCAAGAAGUACGACAGUCGAGCUGCAUCCCAGUUGGAUGUUUUGAAUUCCAUGUACGAUCCCGAGUUGGACAUUGAAUCUGGCUGUGAAAGCACGAUUUUGCUCUUUCGACACUGCGAAAAGUAUCCUGAUGAUGGAGUGGUUCACCAAGGAGGGAAUAGCUACUGUUCUUGGUUGGGCCGAGAGAGAGCCUAUUUUCUACCAUCACUGUUUGACCCCAGCAAUCCACAACACCGAUGGCCAGUGCCCACAAAGAUCUUUGCCUUGACACAAGACCGAGAGUCCAAACACAAGGUUAAUUACAGAGAAAUUGAGACGGUCUUGCCGUUGGCCAAAAAGUUUGACUUGGAAAUUGAUGUCUACCCCUUCAAAGUAAAAGUGCUGGCUGACGAAUAUUUCAAGCAACUGCAAUCAGGCGAAAUGUGUGGGAAAGUGAGUGUGAUUUCUUGGAAGCAUGAGCUGCUUGCCGACCUGGCCGUGGCCUUGGCUUGUGGACCUGAUGAAGGAUGUCCCUACGAAUAUCCCCAUGACUCGUUUGAUGAAGUCUGGCAAAUCAAAUAUGUGCUCGAUCCAGAGGGCAAGGCCGAGACAGCCCCCAAUCCCAUGGACUUGAAUGUAACAAUCAACUAUAAGCAAGCAAGCGAUUCGAAGCAUGCCACCGAUGUCGACGACGAUGAUGACGAUGAUGAUGCCACAAGAAUUGAUGCUGCUCCGGAUCAAGGAUCAGGAGUCCGAGGGAGGAUGCUCAAGAAGAAAAAGCACAAGCACAAAAAGCCAGCAAAAAAGCAUUGGGUGGUGUACGGAACCAAGACAACACAAGCCUUUGAUCCCCUCGCAUUCAGCUUGAAAUCUGGAGACUAUCCACCGAACGGUACUUCCAGUGGAGGGCAAUGGGCCGACGAAAUUUAGAAAAAGUACAAAGGACGGUUGUCAUCAAUCCUCAUGGCAGUGAAAAAGACCGCAGACAGACAAAUUUUGGAGAGGUACGGUAUAUAUCGUACAUACUAAACAACGUACAUUAGACAUGAAAAAACUGUAUAGAAAAUGGACCCCACUAAUCUUAUUUAAAACUUCACCAUCGAGAG
Molecule: messenger RNA, 1455 nt
Organism: Seminavis robusta
Lineage: Eukaryota; Bacillariophyta; Bacillariophyceae; Naviculales; Naviculaceae
Source: the annotation of a GenBank genome assembly